Messenger RNA from Rhinolophus ferrumequinum (greater horseshoe bat), 900 nucleotides. It is a transcript of the gene TAS2R1, whose product is annotated as taste 2 receptor member 1. The transcript has a single exon. Gene Ontology annotation, biological process: detection of chemical stimulus involved in sensory perception of bitter taste; G protein-coupled receptor signaling pathway; sensory perception of taste. Lineage: Eukaryota; Metazoa; Chordata; Mammalia; Chiroptera; Rhinolophidae. Gene Ontology annotation, cellular component: membrane. Gene Ontology annotation, molecular function: bitter taste receptor activity; G protein-coupled receptor activity. Bases 1 to 900 code for a protein of 299 amino acids. The record is from RefSeq and is a predicted model, not a curated record.
AUGCUAGAGUCUCAUUUCAUCACCCAUCUUUUUUUUGCAGUGAUACAAUUUCUCACAGGGGUUUUGGCAAAUGGCAUUAUUGUACUUGUGACUGGCCCGGACUUGAUCAAGCAGAGAAAGAUGGUGCCCUUGGAUCUCCUCCUUUGCUGCCUGGCAAUUUCCAGGAUUGGUUUCCAGAUCGUCAUCUUCUAUGUUAUUCUGGCUGUCCUGUCCUUGAUUGAAUUAUCUCCAGUUACUGAGACGUUUACAUUUUUCAUGUUUGUGAGUGAAUCAGGACUUUGGCUAGCUACGUGGCUCAGCGUUUUCUACUGCGCUAAAAUCACCACCGUCAUUCAUCCAUUCUUCUUUUGGUUGAAAUUGAGGAUAUCCAAGUUGGUUCCAUUGCUGAUUUUUGGGUCCUUGCUAUAUACAUCUUUGACUUCUGUUUUCCAUAGUAAAUAUAGCUGGACUCUUUUCCAGAAAGUCUGGUUGGGCCUUUUCUCCCCAAAUGUAACAACUCAGAUGAAAGAACUAUGUACAUUACAGUUUGCCUUUCUUGUCACUGAGUUCUUGUUGCCAUUACUUAUCUUCCUUAUUUCUGCUCUGCUCUUGAUAUUUUCCCUGGGGAGACACACCCAGCAGAUGAUAAACACAGCACCAGGCACCAGGCACCCUAACACAAGUGUCUACUUCAACGUUCUUCUGUCUAUCCUGUCCUUCCUGGUCCUCUAUCUCUCCCAGUACAUGAUGGCUGCUUUAAUCUUUUCUCAAAUUUCCAAGAUCAGACACUUCGUCUUUCUGAUUUCCAUGUUAGUGUUUGGUUCAUACCCCUCUGGACACUCCAUUAUCUUAAUUUUAGGAACUCCUAAACUCAAACAAAGUGCGAAGAAGUUCUUCCUCCACAGUAAGUGCUGUCAGUGA